GUGCACUUUUGCUAUGAUUCAAGUUUCGAAGGUUUCAGGCUAAAUACAGCAAUUCACUCAACCGUAUUUGUGUAUGAUUGGGUUGACUGUGCUGGGGAGUGCCUCAAAAAACCGUGUUGCAGAUCGAUCAACUUUAAGAAAGAAUUCAUCGUACAAAAUUCAGAAGAUUAUAAUUGCGAAAUGUUGCACAAUGUCAUCACCAAUGUAUCAAAGAACUUGUUGGAACCAAAUUCGUCCUACGAUUACGUAUUUAUUCAUAACCCAAAAAAGGACUAUAAUGCAAGUUGCAUAAUUCCAAAAGAGUGCAAAAUGGCUCUCGGGAUGGAAAAUGGUGAUAUUACUGAUAAGCAAAUCACGGCUUCCAGCGAAUGGAAAACAGAUCAUGGGGCGGCUAAUGGAAGAUUGAAUUUCACACCACGAGAUGGAAGAACAGGGGCAUGGUCAUCGGGGCGCAAUGAUGUUAAUCAGUGGCUACAAGUUGAUUUCCAAAGGUCUGCUCUUGUAACGGGCAUAAGUACCCAAGGACGCAAUGGAUUGAAUCAGUUUGUUAAAAGCUACACCGUCUCUUCCAGCCAAGAUGGAGAAAAUUUUCAACAUUUUUUAGAAAAUGGAACGUUUAAAUUUAAGGAAUUCCAAGGUAACACAGACAAAAAUUCCAUUGUCCAUCACACGGUGAUUCCUCAUAUUUCUGCUCGGUUCAUUCGCAUUCAUCCAACGGCUUGGAACAACCAUAUCUCGAUGAGAGUUGAAUUUUAUGGUUGUUAUGUAUAUUAAUUAUAGCAAACGUUUUCAUACAUACGUUUUUCAAGAUUAAUGUUUAUUAAUGUCCUGAUCUGUUCUUCGUAGCAUUAGUAACUUAUUUAUUUAUUAGUAAUUCAUAUGUCUUAUUGUGCAACAUAUAUGCAUAUAUGUAAAGGCGAUGUUUUAAUAACUUUUGUUCCGUUAAUAGGCGUAAGGUUUUAAUGAGAUCUCUAUUAUAAUUAUGUGAUUCACCUCUUCAGGUUUAGGUAUUUUUAAUUUUGAAUGUUAAAUCUUGUAACAUAGAAUGAUUUUAUGCAAGAAAGAUAGUUAACUUCGAGAGCGAUCAUUUCCAGGUUUUCAUAACGCAGUCUUAACGAAAUAUUUGAGCGAAAGCGCUCGCAUGUUUUUCAUUGUUUGCAGAUAUGCCAGCAGUCAAAGUUCUGUUGCUGCUUUCUCGUAUGCUGCAAUCCUACAACGAAUGUAACGCUAUACGAACAACAGUUUGGCAUAGCAGUUUGACAAUAGUUUCAUGCAUGCGCUUGCAUACGUUGUGUUCAAUUCCUCCUAUAUCACGCUUUGCUCACGCUCCUUCUUGCAGGGCCAUCAAGAGACAUGCAUUAGGGAGAUUUAGCAGCGACUACGAUUACGAGAUUCGUCAUACUCGCGCGUUGUUUGCUUACGUUAUCCGCUAA
Messenger RNA from Dendronephthya gigantea, 1433 nucleotides. Its product is annotated as EGF-like repeat and discoidin I-like domain-containing protein 3. The record is from RefSeq and is a predicted model, not a curated record. The transcript has 5 exons. Lineage: Eukaryota; Metazoa; Cnidaria; Anthozoa; Malacalcyonacea; Nephtheidae. The coding region runs from base 181 to 774 and encodes 197 amino acids.